AUGGCUCCAUCCAAGUCGAAGCAGGCGGCCAGCAGUGGCUGUAACUGUAAGAAAUCCAAGUGCUGCGCUGGUGGUGUCACUGGCUGGCUCAAGAUCUUCGCCAUCCUGCUCGGCGUGCUCGCGCCAAUUGUUUACUAUCUGGAGCAGAACCUGAACCGCUUCUACAUCUUCGACCUGGACCAUCUCCAUGACCUCUCCAAGCGCAGUAUUGCCGCCCACGGCAAUGACACCCGCGCCAUCGUCAAAUAUAUCGUUGAUGAGCUGACCAGCAAGGUCGAGCUGAAGCCUUACAUCAACACCGAUGAAGAGUGGGUUUUUAACAAUGCCGGUGGUGCAAUGGGUGCUAUGUAUAUCAUUCAUGCAAGCAUCACCGAGUACCUCAUCAUCUUCGGCACUGCGAUCGGUACCGAGGGCCAUACUGGUCGCCACACAGCCGAUGAUUAUUUCCACAUCCUGACGGGUACCCAGGUCGCCUACACUCCUGGCAAGUACGAGGCUGAGGUCUACCCUCCUGGCAGCAUGCACUGGCUCCCUCGCGGUGAGGUCCAGCAGUACAAGAUGCCUGAAGGCUGCUUUGCCCUCGAGUACGCUCGCGGCUGGAUCCCUCCCAUGCUUUUCUUCGGCUUUGCCGAUACCUUUAGCAGCACCCUCGACUUCCCCACCCUCUGGCGCACCGUUGUCAUCACCGCCAGAGAAAUGAUCGCCAACCUGCUCAAGGGCAAGUUCUAA
Messenger RNA from Thermochaetoides thermophila DSM 1495, 729 nucleotides. RefSeq lists its product as uncharacterized. The transcript is spliced from 2 exons. The record is from RefSeq and is a predicted model, not a curated record. Gene Ontology annotation, cellular component: endoplasmic reticulum. Gene Ontology annotation, biological process: ergosterol biosynthetic process. Lineage: Eukaryota; Fungi; Ascomycota; Sordariomycetes; Sordariales; Chaetomiaceae. Bases 1 to 729 code for a protein of 242 amino acids.